Molecule: messenger RNA, 2094 nt
Organism: Cinclus cinclus
Lineage: Eukaryota; Metazoa; Chordata; Aves; Passeriformes; Cinclidae
Gene: SH3RF2
Product: SH3 domain containing ring finger 2
Exons: 8
Coding region: 1-2094 (697 amino acids)
Biological process (GO): positive regulation of proteasomal ubiquitin-dependent protein catabolic process; negative regulation of apoptotic process; positive regulation of JNK cascade
Cellular component (GO): nucleoplasm
Molecular function (GO): ubiquitin protein ligase activity; protein phosphatase 1 binding
Source: RefSeq, a predicted model, not a curated record
AUGGAUGACUUGGCUCUCCUUGACCUGUUGGAGUGUCCCGUGUGCUUUGAAAAGCUCGACGCCACAGCAAAGGUGCUGCCGUGCCAGCACACGUUCUGCAAGCCCUGUCUGCAGAGGAUCCUGAAAUCCCAGAAGGAGCUGCGGUGCCCCGAGUGCAGGACCCUCGUCCUGGGCAGCAUCGAGCAGCUGCCCUCCAACCUGCUCCUCAUUCGCCUCCUGGAUGGGGUCAGGUGUGGACAAAACGUCACCAGGUUUGGUUCGAUCCAGAGGUCGGGGGUCCUGUCCUCCCCCGCCUCCAUCAGGAGGGUCCCCAGGGGGCUGCAGCUGCACCAGCACCGGCUGGCAACCAACCCCAGGAUCCACAUGGAAGGGGUGCCCCGAGCCAGGGCCCUGUACACGUACAGAGGGCACAACCCCGGGGAGCUGCGCUUCAACAAGGGGGACACGAUCGUGCUGCUGCGGCAGCUGGAUGAGAACUGGUACCUGGGCGAGCUCAACGGCUCCAGCGGCGUGUUCCCAGCCAGCUCCGUGCAGGUCAUCCAGCACCUGCCCCUGCCCCGCCCUCUCUACAGCCUGGACCUGCGGGGCAGGGACAAGGGCGACAGCAAGGACAUCCUGACCUUCCAGAAGCCCAGCAGCCCCGCUCAGCAGCUCCUGCAGGCCACCAAGGGCCACUGGUCCCCGCAGCCCAAGGGCUCAUCCCUGCGAGCGGCGUCUCCCAAGGCCAAGGCCACGGGCUCGCUGCCCUUCCCCAAGGUGCCCGAGCCCAGGAGGAAGAGCCUGCGGCAGUUCUCCAUCACCACAGCCCUCAACACCCUGAACCGCAUGGUGCACGCUCCCGCCGAGCGCCCGGCGCUGCACAUCAGCUCCCCCGUGCUCAUCAGCUCCAGCAACCCCAGCGUGCCCACCCCGGGCAGCGAGAGACCCGAGCCCCCCCACGGGCCCCCCGUGCAGGUCAGCACCUCUUACUACCCCACACCAGGACCCCUGGGGCCCCCAGCAGCCAUCCUCACCCUGCCCCACCUGCAGCACCAUGGGCCAGCUUACCUGUGCGUGGCUCUCCACUCCUACCCGGCUCAUGGACCGGACGAGCUGGAGCUGCAGAAGGGAGAAGGGGUCCGUGUUUUCGGCAAGGACCAGGACGGGUGGCUGCGGGGCAUGUCCCUGGUCACCGGCAGAGUCGGGCUCUUCCCCAGCAACUACGUCGCUCCCCUCUUCAGGAAAUCGAGUCUCUCCGACUCGAAGAUGCCUUCCCUGUACACCUCAUGGACGCUGUCCACGUCCUCGCUGUCCUCGCAGGGCAGCGUGGCCGAGCAGGGCCCGCGGCAGAGCCGAGCGCUGCGGCCGCUGCCGCUCCCCGUUCCCGUUCCCGUUCCCGUGCCCGGCCCCGGGCGGGCCCCGCCGGCUCCGGCCCCGCUGCGGCGCGGCCGCGGCAGCGCCAGGAAGAACGGAUCCCUGCAGAGGCCAGGACAGGCAGGGACCCCCGUGCAGAUCUCCGGCUCCCUCAGGCGUCCCACGGCCGCGGGGCGACCUCAGCACUUCCAGCUUUACACGCACGGCAGCCCCGCAGCGCACAGCAUCCCUCCCGGAGCUGGCCUGGACGAGGCAUCGCAGCCAGAUGUCUCCUACGAGGCUUCGCCGGCGCUGCUGGUCAGGGGAGGGGAGAGCCGGACCCCAUCCGUGUGCAGCUCGGUGAUCCUGGACGCCAAAGACCCCCCGGUGAAGAGCGAGGCAGCUCCAAAGCCUCCCGCGUCAGCCCCACCGUCCAUCCUGGUGAAACCAGAAACCUCCCGCAACAGCGCCGAGAAGCAAGUGAAGACGGUGAGGUUCCAGAACCACAGCCCGCCGCCUCCCAAGCGGCACAGCCUGCAGCCCUCGCCGAGGCUGACCCGCAGCAGGACAGAGCCCGGGCCCGAGGGGCUCCUGGGCGAGCCCCGCCUGGGCCCCGAGCUGCUGGUGCUGUACUCGCCACGCCUGGGCUCCAGCCCCCUGCACCCGCGCCGGGCGCUGCACCCCAAGGCGCUGUCGCUGGACCUGUCGGGACAGCUGACCUUCCCCAUCAAGAAGAGCUACAGCAGCAUCUCUGCGAACUGA